Messenger RNA from Oryza brachyantha (malo sina), 2068 nucleotides. RefSeq lists its product as uncharacterized. The record is from RefSeq and is a predicted model, not a curated record. NCBI's taxonomy places the organism in Eukaryota, Viridiplantae, Streptophyta, Magnoliopsida, Poales, Poaceae. Gene Ontology annotation, biological process: positive regulation of growth. The transcript has a single exon. Bases 117 to 1544 code for a protein of 475 amino acids.
ACCGCGUCGAUGUGCUGAGGUGAUCGGAUCAACGAGAGGAGAAGCUAGCUAGCUCGAUCGAGGGCAUCGAUCCAUGCCCUGUGCUGCGAGCCUACGAGAAGAGAAGUAGUAGAUUCAUGGUUGUGCAGAAGAUGUGGUUGCCCGUCGAUCUGCGGCUGCCGUCGGGGCCGCAGGCGGCGCUGGAGAUCCUCGCGUUCGAGGCGGCGGCGGCGAUGUCGAGGCUGCUGUCGCUGCACAGGUCGCUGCUGGAGCAGGAGGUGUCGAGGCUGCGGUCCGACACGAUGCGGUCGCCCGGCGUGUCGUACCUCAACUCCACGGACCAGGCGUUCCUCCUCAGGCUGGCCUGCGCCGAGCUGGUCGUGUCGCUGGACGCGGCGGCGGCCGCCGUCGCGCGGCUUGGGCUGAGGUGCGGGCUCGACUUCGGCGGGGUGUACACGAGCCUCAAGGCCGGCGAGCCGGAUGCUCGGCUGGACCCGCUCGUCGCCAAGGGGCUCAAGGUGAAGGCCAGGAAGAUGGAGCGGCUCGUCGCGUCCACGGCCAGGCUGUGCUCCGAAAUGGAGGCGCUCGACGAGCUGGAGGCCGCCGAGCGGAAGCUCGCGUUCCGUGGGUGGAGUCGCCUGAGCGGGCCGAUCCCGGCGCAGCCGGUGGCCCCGCCGCCCGCCGGCGAAUCUCCCGGCGCCGACUCGUUCCAGCAGGACCUCAAAACGCAGCGGCUCAAGGUGAAGCGCCUCAAGGAGGAGUCCCUGUGGAACCAGAGCUACGAGAAGGCCGUCGGCCUCAUGGCGCGCGCCGCCUGCGCCGUGUUCAACCGCAUCUGCACCAUCUUCGGCGCAUUCGUUCCAGGCCUCCCGCCGCCACUGCCGUCGACCACCACCGACAGCGUCCAGGCCCGUCUGUCCAAGCUGCUCAACCCGCGGGCGGCGAGGGCGAAGGCGUCGUCCGGACCGAUCACGCGACGGGACGGGCCGUCCCGAGUCCAUCCGCCGGUGAUGAGCAGCUCGUGCCCUAUCAUCGGGCUGAGGCCGUCCGGGCAGAAGACCACCGUCGACUGGCGCAAGCUCCUGGACGCGCCGGCAACCACGGUCGGCGGCGCGGGUCUGGACCAGCAGUACGCGAACGUGAUCGUUUCCGCGGAGCAGCUGCUGCAGAUGGAGGCCGAGGGACGGCAAGAGGAGGCCAACGCGGAGCGCGCCGAGAUGUACGAGAUGCUGCCGGCGAAGCUCCGUGCGGCGGUGCGGUCCAAGCUCCGCGAUUGGUGGCGGGACCCGGGCCCGCUGGACGCCGGCCUGGCGCAGGGGUGGAAGGACGCGGUGGACCGCAUCAUGGCGUGGCUGGGCCCGAUGGCGCGCGACACGGUGCAGUGGCAGGCGGAGCGGAACAUGGACCGGACGCGGCGCUUCGACGGCGGGCCGCGGGUGUACGCGCUGCAGACGCUCCGGUGGGCGGACAAGGAGAAGGCCGAGGCGGCGCUCGUCGAGGUGCUCGUCGCGCUCAGCUGCGUCUGCUGGUACGAGGAGCGGCGGCGCGGCUCCGUCCGCCUCUGAUCCAUUGAACCGUUCAACACGCGGGGAAACUUUUGCCCAAAGAUUCUACCUUUGCCUCCUCUUCUUCCUCCUCCUCGCUUUCAUUUGUCAAAGCUUUGAUUGAAAGAGUUGAUUUUUAUUUUUGGGAGCGGUUGGUAGAUCAAUCAGGUUAGAACGGGCGAACUAUUCAACGGGUUUAGGGAGUAGCAACAGCAGCAGUAGUUUGAAAGAUGGAGGGAGAAAUGGAAGGAUAGAAAGAAAAAAAAAGGAAAGAGUUUGAUUGAUUUGUUUGCGUGUGGCGACUGUCAGUGGUCUGAGGCUGACAUGCCGGGCCCGCGUGUCGGCUUCACACGGGUGACAGAGUCCGGUUGUGUAAGACGUGUCACAGGGAAACGAUUUGUACAAUACACGAUUUGAUUCUUUGAAACUUAUUUUGUUGCAGCAGGAAACUCGAGCCAUCCUUUUGUUGACUGGCCGCGGUUCUCUCUAGUCUCUAAUACACACUUUGCAAGACGUUAGGCAAAGUCUAAUAUUAUAUCGCCGAA